UGGGGCUCCCGCAAAAUCAAAACAAACCCCAAAAUGGAGCAAACAAAGCCUUUUUAUGACUUUAGCGUACCCUUUAACAAGGACGACUCGGUGAUGAGAGCCCUGCUCAACGAGCUGGUGGAAUGUGGCUACAAAACCAUUGCCAUUGAUCAGAGUUUCGACCACAGCAAAAAGGAGGCCGGCAAACGGGGAUCCGAGAUGUUUCCCGAACCCCACAAAAUCGAGCAUCUGCGCAAGGAGUUCCAGGAUAAGCUGCGAAUCCUGCAGAGAAUUACCAUACUCUAUGUGGACGUCAAUGUGGCGCAUGCGAUGAGUGUUUCCCUGAAUCUGCGAAAAUUCAAUCUGAUUGCUGGCCAGCCCAAAACAGAUGCCGCCUUGACUCACUGCUGCACCGCCUUCAAUGGAGACCUGAUAACCUUUGAUCCUGUGGCCGGAUCCCGGCUUCUGGUCAAUCGGAAGGCCUACCAGGUGGCUGUGCGGCGGGGCAUGUUCUUCGAGAUCAAAUACGCCCCGGCCAUAGUCGAUUCGAAUAACAGGAAGGACAUGAUUAAAAUUGCCCAGAACUAUUGCACCAAAGGAAAGUCCAAGAAUAUCAUUUUUAGCAGUGGAGCAGCCCACCAAUUUCAAUUAAGAGGUCCCUACGACGUGGCCAAUCUGGCCUUCAUUUUCGGCUUAUCGGAGGAGCAGGGCAAAAAUGCUGUGGAUCGGCACUGUCGACAGCUCUUUCUGAAGGCUGAGUCGCGUCGUCUGGGCAAAACCAUCAUGUUCGUAAAAGGCAAUGGACCCAUUGUAUUCUCGGAUAGCUCGGAGGACGACGAAGAAGAUGAUGAGAUGAACGACCUACAAACGGAUACCGGAGUAGAUGAUGAAUCUGAAGUUAAGGAUGAGAAUAAGCAAGCCAAUAAACGACUGAAAGUGGCGUAG
Drosophila takahashii is the source of this 924-nucleotide messenger RNA. RefSeq names its product ribonuclease P protein subunit Rpp30 (gene Rpp30). The record is from RefSeq and is a predicted model, not a curated record. Gene Ontology annotation, biological process: tRNA processing. NCBI's taxonomy places the organism in Eukaryota, Metazoa, Arthropoda, Insecta, Diptera, Drosophilidae. Gene Ontology annotation, molecular function: RNA binding. Gene Ontology annotation, cellular component: nucleolar ribonuclease P complex.